AGUUAUCGGGUAGAGUGGUGAGAGAAGGCGCGGGCCGAACCAGCGUUCCCCGCCGCCGCCUUGCUCCAUUACCGUCAGGCAGGUGUCGGGACUCGUAAAGCGCGUGAGACAGCUGUCUGCGUCUGUGGGGUACAGAAAAUGACAGUUACGUCUCUUAAACGGUAGCCAGGAUGUAGCUUAGCACUAAGGGAAUAGUCGCAGUUAUACGGUAAAAUAGUAAAUUAACUUCAAGUCGCUACGUGGAAACUAGGAACUGCGCUCCUUGAUCUUGUUACCAACCAGGAUGGGGGGAAUCUGAUACGUGCAGCCCGUCAACGCCCGGCUCUUCCCCCCCCUGUGACAUCCUACGCACUACCAGGAUUUACACUGAACCCAGUCACAUGUUGAGCUUCCCUUACCACUUCUGUAAGUUCAUGUUACUGGGCGAGCACUCUGACAAGUGAGCCGCGAAGUGCGGCGCCUUCAGCAUUGGUGGCUCCUCGAGCAACACGUGGGAGAGGUCCUCUGACGGAGGAAGAAGUGUUUGUAUUAGUGUUGAACACGAGUGUUGACUCGCUUGGUCUGGCGCUCAUUAAUAGAGCAAAAUGGAUAAAUUACGCAACAUCAAGCACCGGCUGAGCAUGUCUGUAGACAAGCUGUCUUCCUCGCGACGCUCUAAAUCGCAGCAGCGGAAGAGCGCGCCCCUUGGAAAUACUCCAGUGUCUGACGGGGAUAUUCCUGGCUCCGUCCGGUCCUCGAGAGCCGACUCCCGGCCUACCAGCGAUGCCGAUGAAACCAUGAACCCAGCUUCGGGUUCACGACCUAAUAGUUAUUGUGAGCCUGACGCUGACGACAGCGCCUCUGGGGAGUGGCUAGAGGCUUCUGGUGCCACGUCUUCGUCCGAUGCUGUAGACGACAGUAAAGAACCCGAAGUGGCCGCUUCGCCACACAAUCUUACCAUUGAUGAUAACAGUCUGAAGCGCCCGACUUCCUCUGUUGAAGGUGGCGGAAGUCUCGUGUCUGAAGUGAUGAAAGAAGUGGAGAAAAUAGCGGAGAUAACAGAAAGCAUGAAAAAUAAGCGUCUAAAAGUGGAGCCUCAGAUAACAGACGAGGCAACAGUGGGCGUGUGCGACAAAAAGGCGUUAUUGGAUGUGUCCACAGACGGCGAGGGACAGGAACCUGAUGAAGCAGAAGGCAACGCCUGUGUGGAGACGCUGACGGCGGCUGGGCAGGUGACCCAUCGUCAGAGCGCUGGUAGAGGCGUGGUCAAGAGGAGGGCCGUGGAAAGUACCUCGACUACACUGAGUAUCUCCUCCACUUGUAGAGCUGAGAGUCUUACCUCUGGCUACUUCUCGGGCUCUGAUGUCACAUUGUCCGAUGCCAAAUGCGACAGUACCUAUUUACAAUCAGCAUUUACUCCUACAUCUUCAGAGCGUACAGAGCAGAGUACACCAGUCUUCACCACAGAAAACAAUGAGAGCGUUCAGCAUAACUCUGAACUUACUUCAGUAAAACCUGAAAACUCUGAAGAAAACAAAUGUUCACUGACCUCGGUUACGACAGAAGACAAGCCACCAUCUCGGCAGGAGUUUACCGACACUGUACCCGAGCAUCCCGUGACCACUUCAGCGUUCACUUCAGUCAUCCCGGAGAAGAAAGUGAUAACAGAAGCGGCUGUCGAGACGAAAGUAGAAACUUCUACGUCGAGCACCUCAACGUCGACGACUGUAGUCAGUACUACCACUCAAGAGGUCAAGAAGACCAAUGUCACCAAAAAAGAGAGCAUCUACAGUAGGAUAAUGAGAAGGAAGGACACCUCCAAGGAACCGAUUUACGCGAAGAUCAAGCCGAAACUCACGAUAGAAACCAGUUUCCAGCCUAUUGAACCAAAUAAAGACAAAAACACUUCUCAGGGCGGUGGCGCUGGGGUGGUGAAGCCCGAGCCUAUUUACAGUGUUGUAAAGCCUAGAGAUCCUGGGAGUCCACUCGUGCCCAACAGCCCCGUCAGCCCACUCAUCACCUCAGGCAGCCCAACCAGCCCAUUUGCUCCUGUAUGCACUGGUGCCCCUUCUUUUCCCCCCAAAAUCGAACCCAUCUACAGCAAAAUUCACCCGAAAGACUCAAGAAGCAGCACCUUGCCGAGAGAACCUGUCUACAGUAAGGUGUGUAAAGAUACCGCAACCUUGCCAAGGGAACCAACCUACAAUAAAAUUAAAUAUAAAGAACAUAUAUACACAAAACCUCUGCCUCUCACACCUAGAGAGGAAGCUGAACAAAAGCGCGAAUCUGUCUACAGUCAAAGUUCUACUUCAUCCGACUAUGGCAAGGUAACUGUGAGAGUCGGGGAAAUUUCCCCGAGCCGUCCAGCAGUUAUCACCAUCAAUAACCCAGGCUACGCUGCUCCUACGGGAUUUUCAUCGCCAGCAUCAACUUCUUCGCCAACAUCUCCUUCAUCACCGAUGUCCUCGUAUGCACCUACCUGGCCCAUCGUUGACAGUGCCCCAGUCGUUCCUUCAUCGAAACAGUCAAGCAAAACAGCGUCAGUGAGCCCAACGACACAGACACAGAUCAAGCAUGUUGGACAAGCAGAUUGUGUUUCCAAGUCGAAGUCGCCGAUCGAAUCUCCCGAACCCCGGCCUCUGGUAGCGUCAGAUUCCUCACUCUUAGAGAACUCGGAUACUGAGUCAACAGGGCGGGCCAAACUAAGUCAGCUAGUGGAGGAGUUAGCACAAGAGCUAGAGGCAGUAAGUCGCCGUAUUGGUUCUCAUGCCGAGAUAGACGAUAUGUCUAAGAAAGAGGUAUUGGCAAAGCUUCUAUCGACCUACGAUGUACCCAAGAAUCUGCGACGAGUUGAGGAGGCAGACGAAGAUGCCGUGCUAGAAGCGGAACAGGCUCUUGUCCCAUCUUCCAUCAGUAUGGACGAGCUACGUUACGUGGAUGACAACGAAGACAAUGCUGAAACUGUUUACGCCGAUGUACCCAACUUCUCGCAAGACGAGUUCGUCAUCGCCCUGGACGACGAGAAUGACCCCAGAUACGCCUCGCUCACUCGCAAAUUCAGGGAGCAGCAGACCGGAGGAGAGUCUCCUGGCAAAAUAAGCAGGAAGACAGCAACGGUGUAUGCCAAUGCGCUGAACGUAGUGACCGCGCUCAGAGUACUCAUCAACUCCAAGUCAACGCGAGCAGCUACCGUCAUCAACAAGAUGGGUACGCUGGCCAGGCCGUACGCCCAGCGAGUCCAGGGAACCAUCACAGACACUACCUGGAUCCAGAGAGUCAUCUUUCACAAAUCGGGUCACAAUGGCUUCGACGAGCUGCGCCGCUACAUCAAGUCUGGUGGGGAGUUCUGCAAGGAGCUGGCGGUCAUCAUGCACGAGAGGGCGGAGUUGGAGGCGAGCUACGCCAAGGGUCUCAACAAACUGUCAGGCAAGUUGCUGAAGGCCUCAAAGGAGAGCAUGGGCACCGUCAAUCAAGCCUGGCAGAUGGUGGGCGCUGAGCUGGAGCAGGAGGGAGACAUGCACAAAUCAAUUGCAUCUGCACUAGCAGAUGAUGUGGUGCGGCCACUCCGACAGUUGAUUGAAACUCAACAUAAAAUUCGCAAGGGUGUGGAGAGUAUGGUGGAUAAAACCACGAAAAAUCUUCAUGACUGGCGAGCAGCAGAAAGCAAGGCCAAAAAACAGUGUUACGGUAACUGUAGAGAGAAUGAGAAAAUUCAAGACAUCAUGCUAGAAGCCAGACUGGGAAGAGGCAAAACCCUUUCUGACAAGGAGACAGUCAAGAUGGAGAAGCAGCGACGGAAGGCAGAGGAAGCCGUCCAGAAGAGUGAUCUGGACUAUUACACAUGCUGCAUUCGUGCAGAGAGAGCAAGACUUGAGUGGGAAUCUGCAGUGUACAAGGGAAGCAGUUGCUUUCAGACGUUAGAGGAAGAGCGUUUGCAGGCACUCAAAGAUCUCAUCGUUAAGUACCACAAGAAUGCCAAAGAAUCUGCUCCAAAAAUGAUUGCGAUGGCGGCACGUCUUGAAGAGCCAGUGGCGGCUUGUGAUGUGGAGAAGGACAUACAAACUGUGAUCUCGGCCAAAGGAACAGGAGAAAAUAUUCCAGAACAGAUGCUACCUGAUUUUUAUGCAGAAGAUAUGAACAAUAUAAUGAAUAGGGAAAGAAGAAGAGAGGCACUAGAAAAGUUUAUUCAAAUGCUAAGAACGGACUUGGAGCGUGAGAGACGAGGAAAGCAAGGGGUUGAGAACUUGGCAAAGGCUCUGCAAGAAACUCCUACAUUUGGAGGGGAAGAAUCACAACAGGAUGUGAAUGAUAAGCUGCAACAUGAUGCCUACAACAGACUUCAACAUAUGAAGGCAAUGCUGGCAUACCUGGAGGCUGCACGAUACAAGGUACAGAGCUCGCUAGAUGAGCUCAGUAACAGACCCAAGAUGACACACCCUCUAGCCAAACACAUUGAAGUUCACCGUGAUAAACAGGGUCUGACCUUCUCCAUUUUGAAGGUUCCACCAUGGGUCCGAGGGAACAGUGUGGAUGUGUCUCCAGCUAGCAACUCCCCAACGGGCUCUCCCAAUUGGAAUGAUAGAGGCACUGCUGAUGGAACCUCGGUACAACCAGAUUCAGACUUUGACGAGUUCAGCUCCCAGGGUUCAGACCGAGACUACCAGACAACUAUCACGGAGGAUAAUGUGGACUCGGGUACUAAAAAUGAUGUCUACUAUGCUCGUCCCCUAGCAUCAGCACCAACAGUAGGCAGGUGUAAAGCACUCUAUGACUAUGAAGCUAACAUGUAUGAUGAGCUCACCAUCAGAACAGGUGACAUAAUAAACCUUCACGAGAAGCAGCCUGAUGGUUGGUGGGUGGGAGAGCUGGAGGGUGUCAUCGGUAUCUUCCCUGCAACCUACGUCGAGGAGAUAGACUGAUAUCGGCCAUGCCCGGAGUGCCCAUCUUAUGUCACAAACACUACCCAAUGCCUCCAUAAAACUCCAGCUUGGGAGGAGAGCUUUGCCUAAUGUAGUAUCAAGCUUUAAUAUGUGUCUGCCUGCUGUGCAUAAAUAUUUACUGGUCUAAAGGAGAAACUUUCAGUUGCUAAUGGACAAUAUAUCAUAUUUUAAUAGUCUUAGACAAACCUUAAUCUAAUUGAGCUGAUCACAUAAUUAAGCAUUUGUUAUUAGUUCUUUUUAAGAAAUGAAAUUGUGGUAAUGUACCUGUAUAAGAAAAAAAAUACCCUUUUUUUAAUUAGAAUAGAACCUUAUUGGGAUUUUUCAUCAGAAAACCUAAUGGAAAUUUUAAGUUAGUGACAUAAUAUGGAUAUGAGUGGGGCAGGAACUGGACUUACUAUUACCAGUGGCAUAUCAAGAGCAACACCUAGUGCUCAUUUGAUUUUGCAGUGUCAAAGUCAUUUCCAAUUUAUCGUCUGCUUGAAAAUAUUGCGCUCCGUGGCAAAAUGUACAGAAAAUCCUAACAUGUGUUCUGUACAUCUACUUUACUGAAGAAAUACAUUUUGCUCUGUACGAACACACGUGUAACAAGUGCAAAGUUAUGCUCCUGUGCCUAUUCACAGACAGAAUAGGUGAAUGCAUAAUGCACAGUUUUUUUUAAUCUAUUAUGUUUUUCACAUAAAACUAUAAUGCUGACAUUAUUUUGUGUGCCAUUGUGAUUAAGUCAUAUAAAUAUCUUGACUGAUGCUUACUGGUGUGUAUGUUGUGUAUAUAUUUUAUAUAAAGUCUUCCAGUCUGCCUAUGUUACAGUACACUAUGGUCUUCAUAUUUUAUCACUUAACUCAUUGUCAGACAGUUUUUGUAUUCAGAAGGAAUAGAUGGGGAGGCAACAGUCCAGAGAGAGAGAGAGAGAGAGAGAGAGAGAGAGAGAGAGAGAAAGGAAUGAUGAAGGAAAAAAAAAAGAUAUGGAAAAGAAAGAAGGGAAAAAGGUGAUCAUUGCCCCUAAUGGGAAGAUAUUCUCUGAAGAUGGAUUACCAGGCCAAUACCCCCACCACUAUAACACAUGGGAUGCAAGGCUGGAUAAACCACAUCCCAAGGCCAAAGAAAUAUAUAUUAUACACAAAGAUGCUGCAUAUGUAAUUGUUAUUGUUCAUAUUGCAUUAUCAGUGGAUAUUUAAUGAAUAUUGCUUCAAUGUAAGACUGUAAUAUGAUGUGCUUAUAACUAGAAUUAAACAAAAGGCAAAUUAUUUUUUUUUUUUUAAGUAGAAUCUACUCUUAAAGUAUCCUUUUUUUAUUGAUAUUUAGAAAUUUGCCUGUGCAUUAUUUAGAGAUAAGCACUUCUUGAUCAAAGCAAUGCAAUCUGACAUCAUUACAGAUGCUAUCCUUUAUGGGGCUGUGUUAAAGCCUCUAGUAUUGACUGGCACAGUACCUUCUUUCUCUGUCAUAUGACAAUGAUAGUAAACCCAAAGAAGUUCUUAUCAAUGCCUGUCCCCUCUCUCAAUUGAAUGAAUGUCAUGAAUGAUUUUGUUUCAAUUUACCAUUUUUAAUGAAAAUUAGAAUCUUAUUGAAAUCUCUCUCUUAAUAUUAUCCACGAAUUGGGUCCUUGUAGAAUUGUACAUUUGAUAUCCUGUUUUGAUUUUAGGUUAGAUUUUGUAUACUUGAUUAUAUAUUUUCUAUGUGUACAUUGUUGUAUAUGGCUGUUGUAAGUUGAAUCUUGUGUACAUAGUUUACAAUAAUUCAAAAAUUGUCUUGUAUAAACAGUUCUUUUGGUUCUCAUAGUCAUGUAUACGAAUACUGGGAACUGAAUAUCAAAAUUUAAAAUGCAGUAUUAUUUCACCUACCUUGGUCUAUUUUCUUUUUUUAUCAAAUGCAUUGAGGUAUGCGAUGCUAUAAUCUAAAAUGUUGAAUACAUUGUAUAAUAAAAUAAAUUUGAAUUUAAAACUCUCAUAAAA
Messenger RNA from Procambarus clarkii (red swamp crayfish), 6868 nucleotides. It is a transcript of the gene Nost, whose product is annotated as Nostrin. Gene Ontology annotation, cellular component: cytoplasm; plasma membrane. Lineage: Eukaryota; Metazoa; Arthropoda; Malacostraca; Decapoda; Cambaridae. The record is from RefSeq and is a predicted model, not a curated record. Gene Ontology annotation, molecular function: protein binding. Gene Ontology annotation, biological process: signal transduction.